Messenger RNA from Mya arenaria, 1164 nucleotides. RefSeq names its product enoyl-CoA delta isomerase 1, mitochondrial-like. Gene Ontology annotation, cellular component: mitochondrion. The record is from RefSeq and is a predicted model, not a curated record. The coding region runs from base 141 to 1004 and encodes 287 amino acids. Gene Ontology annotation, biological process: fatty acid beta-oxidation. Lineage: Eukaryota; Metazoa; Mollusca; Bivalvia; Myida; Myidae. Gene Ontology annotation, molecular function: enoyl-CoA hydratase activity. The transcript is spliced from 8 exons.
UGAAUAGAGUUGGUGAAAAAUGUUGUCUGUUUCAUAAUCAAGCGUCUGUGUUACCAAGCGUCUCCACUUUGGCACUUCCUGUCAAAUUCGACAGAUAAAAACAUAACUUUUGUCGAAGUAAACAGUGAAACAAAGUCAAAAUGCUGUGUGGAAGGAAACUGCUGCAGUCUCUGGCAAGUGUUCACAGAGCAGCUGCGGUGCUGCCACGAUGUAUGUCAACAGGAGGUGACCAACUGCUGGUGGACAUGGACAGCAAAAGUGGUGUAGCAGUGGUUAAACUGAACAGACCGCCUGUAAACAGCUUCAACUUGGAGUUCAUGACAGAAAUCAAUUUGUUACUGGAGAAAUUAGAAACUGACAGGUCAUGCAGAGGUCUGAUUUUAACAUCUAGCAACAGUAAGAUAUUCAGUGCAGGACUGGAUAUUAUGGAGAUGUACAACCCACAGCCAGACCGCCUAGCAGAGUUUUGGAGGACACUCCAGCAGAUGUGGAUAAACCUAUAUGGCUCGCGCCUUGCAACAGUUGCAGCCAUCAAUGGUCACAGCCCUGCUGGUGGUUGUCUGAUGGCCCUCUGCUGUGACUACAGGAUAAUGGCAUCAGGAUACACUAUAGGCCUCAAUGAGACACAACUGGGAAUCAUUCCCCCAUUCUGGUUUGUGGACUCCAUGAUCAAUGCAACUGGUAUGCGUCAGGCAGAGAUUUGUUGUGAGAAGGGCCUCAUGGUUACAUCUGAAGAGGCAGAGAAAAUUGGCCUUGUAGAUACUGUCGUGCCACAGCAGGCUAUAAUUGAAAAUGCCCAGACUGAAAUGCAGAGCUGGCUCAAAGUACCAGAUUUCGCUCGACAGCUUACAAAGAAACAGAUUCGCCAGCCAACUUUGGACAAACUACUGUCAAGAAGAGAUGAAGACAUUCAGCAUUUUGUGCAGUUUAUUACAAAAGACUCAGUUCAGAAAGCUCUGGGAUUUUACUUGGAACAACUUAAGAAUAAGCAAAAAAAGAAAUAGAUGAUUAAAUUUUUGCUACUGUAGUUCUGUCGUAAGACAGUUGAUGAUGUAUAUAUAUUUGUUAAUCAGUUCUUUUAGAUAAAAUAUGGAACUCUGAAGUGUAGUCUGUUUUGCUGUUACUGAGGAGUCCCAUGAAGCUGAAAAUAAAAUGUUUGAUUUA